UUCGAAACGCGAACGUUCAGAGCGCUACCACCGCUUUACGUUUGCACAGUAGUGUUUGAGGGGAGACAUCAUGAUUUGCAGUGAUUUUGUUUUUUGAUCGAAUUUUUCUAGCAAAUAGAACCUUUCGCGGUUCCAGUGAUGACUUCUACAUCUGAUAAUCGUGCUGAUAAUGAACCAGAAGAAGAAGAAAAAUAUUCUCGCCCGGGUACGCCUUCAGAACAACAUGAUACUUUACUCUCUGAGGCAGACGACAGGAACGUCAAAAUCAACAACUUCCCCAAAAACCAGAAAAAUGCUACUGCCAGUAAAGAUCCCGUUAUUUCCAUCAUCGACACACCUGCCAAAGUCCAGGAAAACUCACCUGAAGAGAACUCUCCUAACAGGCCAUGGUACCUGUCACAGCUGGAAGAUCCCUGUGGUUGCGCCAACAGCUGGACUCUGCAAGUCUUUGGGUUACUGGUGUUCCUUGCGUUGUUAUGGGGAUUGUUGUACAGCCUUGUACAUAAUGAGGUGACGCCAAGCGGGGAUCUGUUCAAGAUCCUUGUCCUGGUGUUGCUAGCGUUCUUGGCUGGCAAGGUUGUUGCAUUGGUCCGUCUGCCUCCGCUGCUUGGCAUGUUGAUCACAGGCAUAGCUCUGCGAACAUCUGGCUUCUAUCAGAUCUCUGGAGUUUACGUGCACGUUGUUGUUACACUCAGAGAGGUGGCGCUGAGUGUCAUCCUCAUCAAGGCAGGGCUAGGUCUGGACCCUGUGGCUCUCCUCAAGCUGUCCCUGGUAGUGAUCAGACUGGCUAUCUGUCCCUGCAUAGCUGAGGCUGUUGGGGCUGCUGUGGUCUCUCACUACAUCCUAGGCUAUCCCUGGCUCUGGGGCCUACUGCUGGGUUUCCUGCUGAGCGCAGUCUCGCCUGCCGUGGUGGUCCCUGUGUUGUUGGGGCUGCAAGAGCGGGGCUACGGAGAAAGUAAAGGCAUCGCUACACUGGUCAUAGCUGCAUCUAGCAUGGACGACGUUCUGGCUAUAUCCAUCUAUGGCAUCUGUCUCAGCAUGAUAUUCUCCACUGGCAAUUCUGACAUCUCACGGCAGUUGCUACAAGGGCCGCUGGAGAUGUUGGUGGGAUUGGCCAUUGGGAUUGCGUGGGGAUUGUUAACUGCUGUUAUCCCACACAGAAAUGACAAACUGGUGGUGCUGAAGCGCUCAGUGAUGAUCGGCGCCGGUGGCCUGUGCGCCAUCCUGGGUGCCGAGAUGCUGGAGUUCCCCGGCGCCGGACCUCUAGCGUGCAUCACCGCCAGUUUUGUCGGCUGUUUGUGUUGGAAACAUCAGGGCUGGGACUCUCAUAACCCAGUGUCGACUGUGUUUGGCAAAGUUUGGCUACUGCUGCAGCCGAUGUUGUUUGGCCUCAUAGGAGCAGAGAUAGAUCUCAACGAGCUGCGUUACGAGACAAUCAGCUCCGGCCUCCUUGUUAUAUUUGGCGCAUUAGUUGUAAGAAUAAUUUGUUGCUGCUUUGUCCUACUUGGGGGCAAGUUGAAUAUGAAAGAAGUUUUGUUUGUCAAUUUGGCUUGGCUUCCAAAAGCAACAGUCCAGGCUGCUCUAGCCCCAGACGCCCUGGACAUGGUUCGCAAGUCUUCAGAGAACCCUGACCCUAUAGACAUUGACCGUGGAGAGCAGAUCCUGACCAUAGCAGUCCUCAGCAUCUUAGUGACCGCUCCUCUAGGCUCCAUCGGCAUCACGCUAGGAGGUCCACACUUACUGUCUCAGGAACAUCCUGAAUCGACCUCUGAACAAGACAAGUCCCAUUCCAAAGAGAAAGAAGUGGCCGUGGAAAAAGUUUAAACAACUAGAAUAUGCUGCACGGGCAAUAGCUACAUUUCCUCAGGCUUAAGUUAAAGGUAAAGCAACAUAAUUGCAUUGUCUUAUGGUAAAUUUAAAGCACUUCAACUGCCAAAAAGUGGUAAAAAAUUUAAUUUUUUUAAAGUCCUAAAUGCUAUCAAAAGUCCUGUAUUUGGCCUAACACAUAUAGAUUUGUAAAAAUGAUAGUACUCAAGUCAUGAAUUUGAUUGUAUAACUAAUGAUAAUAAUAUACUGACGACUAAAAGCUAUAAUGUUUGAAAAUACUCAGAUCAUUUUUGCCUUUUACCAGAUAAUUGCCUGUGCAUUUAUACUUCUUUGUUCAAAAAUACGUAAGGGCAAUUAAUGUAAAUAUUGUUUAGAUCAAUAAUAGCUUUAAUGUUAGAUUGUCACGUUAAUUUUAAGCGUUUUAAACUUUUUUACUUUUCUUAGUUAUAAAGAAGUGCAAUAUGACAACUAUGUAGGUACUUAAUUUAUUCUUUGUACUUUGAAACUAUAUUACUCAUCUGAUUUUGAAACGCUCUCGUAUUUUAUUCCAGAAACAGAAUGUGUUCAAUUUUAUAAACACAGGGAUUUAACGAAAAUAGAAUUCAAUCAAAAUGUAUCUAUUUAAUUUCUAACAUUGUAUACAUUUAUUUCACAUAAGCAUUUUAUUGUAGAUCCAACUGUGGUUGUAACAAGUAAGAAAUGAUUCCACGUUUUAGCUUCCUGUUUUUAGUAUUGUUAGUCGUAACAUUGAUUGUUCUCCAAUGGAGUAAUGCAUAGUUAAGUGUUCAAGAAGUUUUAGAAUAUGUAUAGUGAAAUUUUAAUAGUGUUGAUUUUAUAGCUAGUUUAUGCACCAUUGGAUUUUUUUGUAUUUUCUCAUUUAUUUUGAUUCAUUCAAUUAUGAAUAACUUAUGGCUAGAUUAUCGUGGCUGCUGAUUUUCAAUCAGUUUAUUUUGUUGUUUUAGUUGGUAGGAUUUCCUAAUGGCCAUUAUUAAAAAAAAAACCCCUUCUUACUUCCCCUUUAUGAAUUUUUACUAGAUUAAAAAUGUCUAACUAAUUUAAAUUUUUCCGGAAAAACAUUAAAGUUUUUUAGUGGAUCAACGCAUUUGGUAAAAGAAAGUAAACUUAAACUAACUUUUUUUUGUCAUGACUUGCUUCUAAAUUUAAUAUACAAAAAAAUCCAAUGUGUACGAGUAUUGUUACUGUAUAUUUUCUUUGUAAAUAUUGUACAGGGUUCUUGUUAAUCUGUGGCAUUACAGAAUUUAACGUUAGUUCCUUAGAUGUAAGUAGAAUCUGUUAUAACAAUUGCUCUUUCAAAUAUUCUUUUUUAUUUCUCCUAAUAUCAUCAGUAACUACCUUAAAAAUUCAGUUGGUAUUUUCAAAUUGGCUAAUUUAAUUUUUAAGUAGACAAAAAAAGUUUUAUACACAGAUAAAAACAGUAAUAAGCUCUUUUCAGUAUUGAUAUUGUUGAUAGAGUUUGGCUCCCUUAAUCAAGUACUGUAGUUUUUUUCUAAUGAAACUUUCAUUAUUAUCUAUGACUUUUCUCUCCCUGGGGGAGGGGGAUGAAAUCCUUCACAAUUCUUAAUAACUUUAAAUUUGAAAUCUGUUUACUAAUUGAAAAGUGAUGAGAUUGUUCAUUUAAGAAUUAAAGUUAAAUCUAUAAUUUUAAUAAUCUUCUAUCUAGAACUACAGUAUUAAAAAUAUCGGAUGUUGGAAAUUGGUUGACCUGUUCAUGUAAUAGUGAAAUUAGAAAUACAACAUUUAAAGGUAGAGUGAAGAGAGCUAGUUUCGCUCAAAUUGAGGGUUGUGUUGUUUAUAUAAACUUACAUACAUACGAUAUAAAUAAAACAAUAGUAGUACUUAAUUAUUCCUCUUCCCAUAACAAAUUUGUCUUUUUGAAUUAAUGUGAUAACAAAAUAUGUUAGGCAAAGUAGAAUUUAGAUUCAAUGCUAUUAUUGAGAAUGAAGGGUCGUUUUUAUAUCAUAUUUUCCAUUUCUUCUCUCUCCCUUUUCUUCCUUUGUUUGUUACUAUAUUCAAACAAAUUUGAAAAAAGAUGUGCACAAAAAUUUUAAUCAAUCUUUCAUUGAAAGGGUAAAACAGUUGAAUACAAAGGGAUAUGUAAUAUUAGUUUUGCUUAUUAAAAAAAUGUUUUAUAAUAUUAUUGUUGUUAUUUAAAUUAAUAUAAAUUAUUCAUUGAGUGUUAAAAAUAAUAAUUUUAAAAGAUUUAUAUUUCUGUUAAUUGUUUGUUCUGUAAAAAUGUAUUUUAUCAUAGUUCUAAUAACAAAAUGUUAAAUUUUUAAAUAGUUUUAUUGUAAGUCGGUUAAAGUUAUUUUGAUCUUAAUUUGUUGAAAAAAAAUAUCUUUUUUUAAUUAAUUCUAGUAAAUAUUUUAUAAAUGAAGAUAAUUUAUGGAGCAUUUUUUUUAAAUAUUAGUUGAAUAUAAUCAUAACAUAUUUUAAAUAAUUUAUCCUCCAUCUAUAGUUUUUUAAAGAAAGAUUGUCAUAGUGCGUUAAAUUUCAAGGUUAAAUGAAAACCAUAAGUUUGUUUAAUAUAAAUAUUAAUCACACACUUCCAAAAUACUGUUAAAAAUAGGUACUAAUAAAUUAAAGCCUGCAAAGAAUUUAAAUAUAUACUUGUAAAGAAGGGCACAAUUAGAUAACCUUAAAAAAACUGUUUUCUUCUUUAGUUAAAUAGAAAAUUCAAUUCUGUAGAUGUUUUUCAAACAAUAAAAAGUAGAUUUGAAAUAAUUUGUCCAACCCUGUUUAAUAACCAAAUAAAUUUAAAUGUUAUACUGUACUCUAAAUAUUGAAAAUAAAACUUCAAAUAUAUUUAAAUAUAAAACUAAGAAUUAAGUGUCGAUGUAUAAUUUACUUUUCAUUUUUUAAUGUUAAUUUCCAAUCAGUUUUGAAUUCAAAACUCCGAACGCAUGAACUGCAAAUGUUUCAAACUAUUGUUAGAGAAACGCCAAACAAAAAUAUUGAAAUGUUUAGCCAAAUAGAAUAUUAGGUUAGACUAGUUGUAGCCGUUAGAUUUGUGUGAAAACCACUAAUUUAGGUAGCUCUUAAUUGUGCAUGGAAAAUGUUCUUAACUGUCUUUUAUUCUCAAGUCGCUGUUAGUUGGAUAAAUUAAGUUUUAAGUCUAAAUUUACAAUUCUCUGUAUAAUUUUGUUAAAUGACUUUGUAGAGGUUUCUAAUAUAGUGAGAUUUGGGAAAAGAAUGAGAUUUAGCAGUGCAAUAUGCGCGAUGAUUUUUCUUUCGACUAGUCAAUUUAAGGUGCAUUAUUAACGUAAAGUUUUAUCGUGGGCUCUGCUGCUAUAUUCACUGACUAUACAUCUAAGUCUAUGCUACAUAGUGUUCUAUAUGCAGUGCCAAUCAAACAAAACUUUAAGACAUCAGAUUGGUUAACAUCAAUGGUUUAUAAUUUUGAUUUAAUAUAACAUUUGAGUUUUAAUAGGUUUAAUAUUUAUUUGCCUAGUUGUGUUACCUAAAUAUACUUCAUAGCAUAUCUUAACCAGAAAAUGUGUAAAAUACAUUGUUUAUUGAAUCUAAAAAUUUAAAAGGUAUACAUUUGAAUUUUUGGCCAAUUUUAAAAACACUUUAAGCACUUAAAGGCACUUAGGCUAUUGGCAAAACUAUUCUGGUAUCCAUUUUUAUAAUUUGUUUGUGCCUUUGCAUUUAUCUCUUAAACUUUGCACCUAAGAGAAACCGUUGUAAAAUGUUUUGUUUAAAAACAUGUCUUUCCACUUUCAUUGUUUUCAUAUUGGCACUGCAUUGUAUGGAAACCACCCAUAUCAGUAUUACUUGCAAUGUAAAAAGCUUGGAAGAAAUUUUCACUUGAAACAGUCACUACUCCAAAAUCAGCACCUAAUAGUGAGAUUUAACAUGUGCCAAUCGAUAUUCACCCAUAUUCAAUAUUCGCUCAACUCAGGCAUACUAACAUGGCUCCGUUACGUUUUGAUAUAUUUUAUAUUCUAUGUACAUAACAACAAAACUGAGUUUGACUCACAUGUAGGUGAUGUAAUCAUGUAGGCUGUGAAAAUGCUUCUAUUGGUUUUAAUGCUCAGCAAAUCUUAGUCUUCAAUUCUUUUGUGAGCGAUGCAACAUGCAACCAAUUAUUAAGUUAAUUCUUUAUAAUAUAGGGCACAAGACCUUUGGUGUUAUAGAUUUUUUGUCAGAAUGGCACUUACCUGAAUGGAGAAGAGUCCAAAUUGGCACAAGAAACACAAACCCUUAUACUAUAGACAAAAAAUUAGAAUAUUUCACUGUCACUGGCAGGGUUCUCAACUGAGAAAGGUAUGAGAUGAAGAAAGGUUCUUCUUCACGCCUGAUGGUGGCCAGUGUUCUGUGUUUCUUGUGCCGGUUUGUUUCUUUCCAAUGUAGGUAAGCUUGCUAUCCACACAAGAAUCCUCAUUCCUUAAAAGGUUCAGCCUUUUUCAAACUUGUUAUCUAUUUGUUUAAAGCUUUCACUACUAAGACUCACAAUACUCACAAAUAAAAAAAAUUGGAUCUUGGUAGGGAAAGUUUUAACCCAUCAAACUCUUUCAUACACCUUAAUGCCAAGUUUAUUUCAAUAAAAUAAUUGUGUUCAAAAAGUUUUGCUUAUGAAGCGAAGACACUAAACUUCCACCACUCAUUUCCAGAUAAAUCUCCAGUUUUAGUUCCAGCAGUAUUUAUUUUGUUAGAGUUGCAGCUCCUUGCCAAAUUUACGUAUAGGAAAGUGUGUAGGGUAAGGUCGUAGGUUGUAAUGUGGUCCCCUGAAAGAGAUGUGUCGAUCGUCAACUCUUAUCGUCAAUUGAAUAUUCAAACUGUCAAGCAAUAAAUGAAGUGAGUUUUUUUACAAUUAUGAAUUUUAAAUUAGAAUCCACCUUGCUUCCCUCGCUUAUUUAGGCCUAAUGAUUGUGUGAUUCUAACCUAUUUACGACCAUUUUUUGUAAACGUAUCACUGUUCAUCUGUAGUUUUUUGACUCAAGAUUUACUGUCGGAAUUUUAGUAAAACAGCAUUUUAUUCUUUAAAUAUUUACAAAUCUGAUAUUCUUAUACAGAUUUAUUUAGUAUAGUUAUUUAUAUUAGUGUUUUGUGAUCUGUAAAUAUCCAGAUAAAUAGACAAUUUAAAUAAUAAAAUUUCUUUUAAUGUGUUUAUACAUUUUAACAUGAUUUUUUGCAAUGUGUACUUAACUUUUGUAGUACUGUACUUAUGUUCGCAUAUCAGUUAUAUCUUAUUGUUGCAUUUACUUUUUUAUUUUCAUCUCUAAAUCUGGAUGUUUACUUGAACAAACACGCUUAAAAUUGCAUUUACUAUCAGUCUUUUGACUUUUUACUGUAGCACUGUAGACAUUUGAUUAGAAAACUACUUAUGACCUAGAUCUCUUCUACAGUUGUUCUAGUUUAGUUUAGAGUCGAAGAUGGUAAGUUCAGUUCUGUGAUCCCAAAGACCAAUCGUAUGUUUUCACUACACUGUGGGACACAUCUCUUGAGUAGCGUUCGUUGUCUGGUGUACUCUGUACAAAUUGUAAUGUGUCUUUCAUUUGACAAAUUACAUCUCAAAACUAA
Messenger RNA from Macrosteles quadrilineatus (aster leafhopper), 7371 nucleotides. Its product is annotated as sodium/hydrogen exchanger 9B2-like. Bases 139 to 1824 code for a protein of 561 amino acids. Gene Ontology annotation, molecular function: antiporter activity. The record is from RefSeq and is a predicted model, not a curated record. Gene Ontology annotation, biological process: proton transmembrane transport. NCBI's taxonomy places the organism in Eukaryota, Metazoa, Arthropoda, Insecta, Hemiptera, Cicadellidae. Gene Ontology annotation, cellular component: membrane. The transcript is spliced from 12 exons.